AGCGACCCCAAGAUGGCCACCCAGCUGUAGGUCGUGAUCAGCUGUUUGAGACCUUAUACCCUUACGUAAGAAGAAGAAUGUAAUCUCUGCUUUGAUUAGAAGCACAGAUAAUACUCGGCUCAUUUCCCUUUUCUUCUCUUUUGGGCUCCAGAAUGACGGAGCCAUCUUUCCAAGGAUGCAGUAGAAUGAACUCGGCACCCUCCGCCAGGAUGUUUAUGCUUCGGGCCUUACAAAAAAUUUAUGGAGAGAAGGAAAUCCGCAAGUCACAUCACUCCCAGCUGAAAAAGGCUGUGGAACAAGCUCUUGAGGAAUUGCGCAGCGAGCUUGGAGGGCCAGACAAUGGCUCGGGUAUGGGUGCAUCUGCUGCUCUGCCAAUGCCCAAGAGUGAUGCUCCACAGUUGGAUGCUGAGAAACAUUUCCUUCCAUUUGAACUAGCUUGUCAGUCUAAGUCAGCAAAGAUUGUAGUGUCAGCACUUGAUUGCAUUCAAAAACUUAUUGCUUAUGGGCAUUUAACUGGAAACUGUGCUGACCCAAGUAAUCCCAACAAACGGUUGAUCGACCACAUUGUUGAAACAAUUUGCAAUUGUUUUAAUGGUUCCACUACGGAUAAGGAUGUAGAAAUUCAGAUAAUCAAGGCCCUGUUAACGGUGAUCACCUCUCAGUACGUUAGUGUCCAUGAAGGUACUGUAUUGGUGGCAGUACGAACCUGCUACAAUAUAUUCUUGGCAUCGAAAGACAUGAACAAUCAGGUCACUGCAAAAGCUGCUCUUACUCAGAUGAUCAACAUCAUCUUCACUCGCAUGGAGAACCAAGCAAUCGAAGAUGCUGCGGAAGAGAGUGUACGUGAACACAGCUGCAGUAUAGUGUCAUCCAAUAGUACUGGUAGCCAGGUUGCUCCAGAAGAAAAUGGACAACAAGAGUCUCAUCAUCAAGAAGAACAUGACUCGGAGCUUGGGUCUCUCUCCCAUCAAGAUCCUUCUCAGCAACAGAAUCCUCGUCCAUUCCUUGUUAGCGAUGUAACUGACUCCACAAUGAAUUCUUGUAAUGGAUUACCAGACAUAAGUGAAAAUCUAGAGAUGGCAAUACCAAAUGGGUCUGCAAUAAUUCUUCCAGAGUCUCCUCAGUGUCACCUCACCUCUCAUCAAAUUGCCACAGAAUUAGUCCAUGAUAUAGUGAAUCAAGCAGUCACAGUUGUAUCUACAGAAGAAACCAUUCUGAAGAAUGGCUGUUUAGACAGUGUAAAUGAAUUGAACAACUUGGAAGCAUUGCAUAUAUCUGAUGCAGCAGAGUCAUCCUCCCCUGAAGCAGAGGACUGUGUGUCCACUCCUGGUGUGCCACAAGAGGAUACAGGGCAGGAAGACAUGUCACCGUUAUCAACAGAGCACCGCAGUGACUCUGUGGCCUCCAACCUUCCUCUUACACCAACAUCCAUCACUAGAGUGCCCUCCCAGGAGAGUAUAAACACAAUGACUGAAGGAGACACAGCCAUGACAGCUAAACUCUCUCACACUCUCCAGAAAGAUGCGUUCUUGGUAUUUCGUUCCCUCUGCAAACUUUCCAUGAAACCCUUGCCCGAUUCUCCUGACCCAAGAUCUCAUGAACUUCGGUCCAAGAUCCUUUCCCUAGAGAUGUUGCUAUCAAUUGUGCAGAAUGCUGGCCGGGUUUUUCGUUCCAACGACACCUUCAUCACAGCUAUCAAACAGUACCUAUGUGUAGCACUUAGCAAAAAUGGUGUAUCUCCAAUUCCAGAUGUGUUUCAUCUCUCACUUGCCAUUUUUGUUGCUCUCUUGUCAAACUUCAAGGCUCACCUUAAAAUGCAAAUUGAGGUGUUUUUCAAGGAGAUCUUUCUUAACAUCCUUGAGGCAGGCAGUUCCAGCUUUCAACACAAGUGGAUGGUAAUCCAAGCACUGACACGGAUCUGUGCUGAUGCCCAGUCAGUGGUGGACAUAUAUGUUAAUUAUGACUGUGAUCUCAAUGCUGCCAAUGUUUUUGAAAGACUGGUGAAUGACUUGAGUAAAAUAGCUCAGGGAGGGCAGCCAGGAGAGUUUGGAUUUACACUGCAACAUGAGCGCAGCAUGAGGAUCAAGGGACUAGAGUGCCUUGUCUCCACCCUCAAGUGCAUGGUGGAAUGGUCCAAAGAUCUUUAUGUCAAUCCAAACACACUUUCUAAUCUAAGCCAAGAAAAAAAGAAAGAGUCUGAUGAGACAGAAGUGACCCAGUCACUAGAGGAAAAUCGUAUUUCUCUAGCACGUCAUGGGUCCCACAACUCCAUCAGUUCCUUGCAGUCUUCGUCCACUACCACCACUACUUCAACUGUUGGAGUGGACAACCCAGAGCAGUUCCAGUCACUCAAACACAAAAAAGAAAUAUGGGAGCAGGGAAUCGAAAUGUUUAACCGCAAGCCUCGGCGAGGUUUGGCAUUCCUCCAGGCACAGGGGCUCUUGGGACAAACUCCAGAGGAUAUUGCCAAGUUCUUCCAUGAUGAUGAUAGAUUGGAUAAAAUGCAAGUUGGAGAUUUUCUUGGUGAUCCAGACCUUCUUAACAAAGAGACUAUGUGUGCAUACAUCGAUCAAAUGGAUUUUCACGACCGUGAUUUUGUUCCUGCUUUGCGAAUGUUCCUGGAAGGAUUCAGAUUACCCGGAGAAGCACAGAAAAUUGAUCGUCUUAUGGAAAAGUUUGCCUCUAGAUACUGCGAGUGUAAUGCUAAUGUUGGUCUGUUUGCGAGUGCAGAUACAGCAUAUGUGCUGGCCUAUUCCAUUAUUAUGCUGACUACAGAUUUACACAGUGUGCAAGUCAAGCAUAAAAUGACAAAAGAACAGUACAUCAAAAUGAAUCGAGGUAUCAAUGAUUCCAAAGACCUUCCAGAGGAAUAUCUCUCCAGUAUAUAUGAUGAAAUUGCUGGCAACGAAAUCAAAAUGAAGGCCACCUCUACUAAACUGGGAAAACAAGCUGUUGCAAAUGAGAAGAAACGUAAAUCUCUCUUCAAUUUAGAAAUGGAAACCAUAUCAAUAACAGCCAAGUCUCUGAUGGAAGCCGCUUCACAUGUUGAUGCCACCUUUACCCUGGCAACCCACGUAGAGCAUGUCCGACCAAUGUUUAAGAUGGCAUGGACACCAUUCCUGGCUGCAUUUUCAGUUGGCUUACAAGACUGUGAUGAUGCGGAAGUGGCAUCCCUCUGCCUAGAUGGCCUUCGAUGUGCCAUCAGAAUAACUUGUAUAUUUUGCAUGACUCUUGAGAGAGAUGCCUUCGUGCAGUGCCUCGCCCGUUUUACACUCUUGACAGCUAAUUCGCCACUAACUGAAAUGAAAGCCAAGAAUGUUGACUGUAUCAAAACGCUCAUCACUGUUGCACACACUGAUGGGAAUUAUCUUGGAAAAUCAUGGCUGGAAAUCCUCAAGUGUAUCAGUCAGCUGGAGUUGGCACAAUUGAUCGGAACUGGAGUAAAACCACAGUAUAUAAAGGAUUCUGGUCUCAAGAUGCCACAUGAGACUUCAAACUUCCUUGAUGCUUUCCCAGAAUUCAUUACUGGUGAGCAGAAGAAAUUAGCUCACAUUAAAGAGUCCAUGGGUGAAACAUCAUCACAAAGUGUUGUUGUGGCUGUUGACAGAAUAUUCACUGGGUCUACACGAUUGGAUGGAGAUGCAGUGGUCCACUUUGUUCGAGCCUUGUGCCAAGUGUCCCUUGAAGAGUUAGCUGCUCCCUCUCCACGAAUGUUCUCCUUGCAGAAGAUUGUGGAAAUCAGUUACUACAACAUGGGUCGCAUCAGGCUGCAGUGGUCUCGAAUAUGGGAGGUGCUGGGUGACCACUUUAAUAAGGUGGGUUGCAACCCCAAUGAGGAUAUUGCUGUGUUUGCCGUAGACUCGCUACGGCAGUUAUCAAUGAAGUUCAUUGAAAAGGGAGAGUUCUCCAAUUUCCGCUUUCAGAAAGAGUUUCUUCGUCCAUUUGAGCACAUAAUGAAAAAGAACAGGUCACCAGCAAUAAAAGAUAUGGUUGUAAGAUGCAUAACACAGAUGGUAAAUUCUCAAGCUAAGAACAUCAAGUCAGGUUGGAAAAAUAUAUUCAGCGUCUUCCAUCUAGCAGCCUCAGACCAUGAUGAGAAUAUUGUAGAAAUGGCCUUUGAAACUACAAAAGAAAUUAUAUGUCAGAUCUACCAAAAGCACUUCAUCACAGUUAUAGAUUCCUUUCAAGAUUCUGUCAAGUGUCUGAGUGAGUUCGCUUGUAAUGCAGGAUUUCCUGAUACCAGCAUGGAAGCAAUAUCACUUAUUAGAGAUUGUGCCAAGUAUGUUGAUGAGAAACCGCAGAUGUUCCGGGAACACAACUUGGAGGACGUGACAGUAUGUGCCGAAGACAGAGUGUGGGUACGAGGUUGGUUUCCCAUUCUUUUUGAACUCUCCUGCAUCAUCACCAGAUGUAAACUGGAUGUCAGAACUCGUGCUCUUACAGUUUUAUUUGAGGUUGUGAAAAAUUAUGGAGGGUCUUACUCUUCCCAUUGGUGGAAGGACCUCUUCCAGAUUGUCUUUAGAAUCUUUGACAAUAUGAAAUUACCAGAGCAGCAAACUGAGAGCCAAGUGGAGUUAACCGAGAUACAGGCUGAGAAGAAUGAGUGGAUGACAACGACGUGUAACCACGCCCUGUAUGCCAUUGUGGAUGUGUUUACCCAGUAUUUUGAAGUGUUAAGUCCUAUGCUCUUGGAAGACCUGUACACGCAACUCCGCUGGUGUGUUCAGCAGGAUAAUGAACAGCUUGCUCGCUCAGGUACCAACUGUCUAGAAAACCUUGUGAUUUCCAAUGGACCAAAACUAAGCCCUACCACAUGGGGUAAAACCUGCCAGUGCCUCUUGGAUAUCUUUCAUUCCACAUUACCUCAUGCUCUUCUCUCAUGGAAACCACCUGAGCCAAGCUCUGGCCACCAGGUCAGCAGUAGAUCAGUGAAUGGCGACUCUCGGGCAUUUACAGGGCUACUAAUCCGCUGUGUUGUUCAGUUGGAACUCAUCCAGUGCAUUGACAACAUUGUAUUUUUCCCUGCUACUAGUAAAAAGGAGGAUCAAGAAAAUUUAGCAAUGGCACAGGCUGGGGAUGCAGCGAUCCAAGUGACUCGUGAGCAGCGUGAGGACCAGGGCAUGUAUCGUCACUUAACUGCCAGCCAACUAUUCAUACUUUUAGAUUGCCUUAUGGCAUCACAUUCUUUUGCAAAAGCUUUCAACUCCAAUCAUGAACAAAGAAACCUUUUGUGGAAAGCAGGUUUUAAAGGUAGUGUCAAGCCUAAUUUACUAAAGCAGGAGACCCAGUCACUGGCAUGUGCUCUGAGGAUACUUUUCCGCAUGUUGGCUGAUCCGUCCAGAGAAGAGGAAUGGCCUCAGGUACAAGAACGCCUCAUUUGUGUGUGUCGUUCUGGGCUGGAGUAUUUCUUGUCACUUCCUGAGUCACAUCGAGAGGCAUGGACCAAUCUCAUUCUUCUAUUCCUUACUAAUAUCCAUAAGAUGUCCAAUGAUCAGUUUGCUGCUCAUGCUUCCAACUACUAUCCAUUUUUAUGUGAGAUAAUGUGCUUCAAUCUCAAGCCGGAAUUACGAGCUGUUCUACGCCGCUUCUUCCUACGUAUCGGUAUUGUAUUUAACAUAACCCACCCAAGCAUCCGAAAUCACACUACAUCAACAUCCUCAGUAUGCUCUAAUUCUCAUUUGAAAGAUUCUCCUUUGAAUGAGCAGUGAGGUUUUGAGCAAGUAUAUCUCACAGACUUCAGUUAUUUGGAAGGCAGUCUUAUGUUGGAUACAAGGCUGAGAUACCAACAGUAAGUCUUAUGUUGGAUACAAGGCUGAGAUACCAACAGUAAGUCUUAUGUUGGAUACAAGGCUGAGAUACCAACAGUAAGUCUUAUGUUGGAUACAAGGCUGAGAUACCAACAGUAAGUCUUACGUUGGAUACAAGGCUGAGAUACGAACAGUAAGUCUUAUGUUGGAUACAAGGCUGAGAUGCCAACAGUAAGUCUUAUGUUGGAUACAAGGAUGAGAUACCAACAGUAAGUCUUAUGUUGGAUACAAAGCUGAGAUACCAACAGUAAGUCUUAUGUUGGAUACAAAGCUGAGAUACCAACAGUAAGUCUUAUGUUGGAUACAAGGCUGAGAUACCAACAGUAAUUAUGUUAGAUACAAGGCUGAGAUACCAACAGUAAUUCUUAUGUUGGAUACGAAGCUGAGAUACCAACAGGAUGGAGUAAAAGAAAUACAUGCAGGGAAAUAAAGAACAAAAAGGCACAGCACUGUGACUGAAACAUUACACAAACCUGCAAAUAGGAGAGAGAAACUUUCGAUGACGUUAUGUUCCUUUACCGUCAUGUGUUAGUGUGACUUUAAUGGUCCAAGUUGGAAUGAAAUGUUGUUAUAAGUUUCCUUCUCUUAUAUGUAGGUUAUUUGUGUAAUGCAGGGCAAGCUUGUAUUGUCACAUUCUACUUUAUGUGAAGCUUUAUAAACACUUAAUGAUUAGGACUUGACAAAACUUUACACAGAAUGACACAUUGUAACUAUAAAAGCUUCUUAAUGCAAAUAAUAAUCGGCAAAAGAGAAGAUCAGUAAAUUUUAGUGAUCCCCAUGAUGUGGCAGUUGGUAUACUUAUUAAAUUUUGUGUCAGCAUUUAUUUGUCAUUGCAGUUGUAGAUAAUGUAAUUUGAUAUAAUUUUUUAUUCAUGUGAAGCAUCUUUAUCAUAUUUUAUAUGGAUAUUUUGUAAAUGUUAUAAUAGUAUGGGCUGUUGAACCAAACCUGAUUUAUGUAGGCAAUAUACACAUAAGGUUUACUUUCGCUAUUAAAAGUCAUUUUGUA
Cherax quadricarinatus is the source of this 6812-nucleotide messenger RNA. RefSeq names its product ADP ribosylation factor guanine nucleotide exchange factor Sec71 (gene Sec71). Gene Ontology annotation, molecular function: guanyl-nucleotide exchange factor activity. NCBI's taxonomy places the organism in Eukaryota, Metazoa, Arthropoda, Malacostraca, Decapoda, Parastacidae. Gene Ontology annotation, biological process: regulation of ARF protein signal transduction. The record is from RefSeq and is a predicted model, not a curated record.